CGUCAAUAAACCUCAAAGAAGAAGCAGCAGAAGAAGAAGAAGAAGAAGCAGAGCAGCUACUGCAGACUUAUUUUUAUAUUUAAAUAUGUUUUCCCCUUCUUGUUCAGUAGGUUUACUAUCAGCCCUAGUAAUAUUGACCACCCAGUGCUAAGCCUUACCAUUACUGGUGUGCUGGUUGAUUCAGCAGAGCUAGCUCCACUGCUAACUUAGCUUAGCUUCUUCUGGUGUGUUGCUAACUCCACUUAGCUUAGUUAAACAGCCUUAAAAGUGUGUUAAGUAAGCUUAGUCUGCAAGAGGUAACAGUUCACACCAAACGCGUCUACAUUAUACAGCAUGGCGCUCAAGUCGGGAGAGGAGCGUCUGAAAGAGAUGGAGGCUGAGAUGGCUCUUUUUGAGCAGGAGGUCCUCGGUGGUCCGGUGGCAGUAUCGGGGAGCCCCCCUGUGAUGGGGGAGGGAAUACCUGUUGCUCUCUCUGUCCCUGUAAUGCGAGCCAUUAUUGGGACCAACACCUACAGUCAGGUCCAGCAGACAUUAGAUGCCAGAGCUGCUACUUUUGUUGGUCCUCCCCCGGUGUUUGCCGGUCCAGUCCCUCCGAUGCGUCCUCCCAUGCUGAGACCGGCCUUUGUCCCUCAUAUCCUGCAUAGACCUGUUGGUCAGAGGAUGCCGAUGAUGCGCGGUCCUCCAAUGGCACCUCCUAUGCCCCGGCCUCCUCCUCCUCCUCCCAUGAUGAUGCCUCCUUCCAUGCAGGGCCCAUCACCUCAGGGCGCUCCUCAGCCCCUCCAACACAUGGCUGCCCCCCCUCAGGUCCGUGAUAUGGUCUCCAUGGGGUCGGCUCUGCCCAUAAGACAGGGACCCCCGCCCCCCAUCAAACCUACCCCAUCAAUUAUCCAGGCGGCACCCACCGUGUACUCUGCUCCACCCACCCCCGCUGCACAGAAAAGGAUUGAUGUCAGAGCUCAGAGACAGGCCAGAAUGGAGGAGCUGGCAGCGCGGGUUGCAGAGCAGCAGGCAGCAGUGAUGGCAGCCGGUCUACUGGACAAGAAGGACCGUGAAGACAGCAUUACGGUUAUCGGACCCAGCAUGCCUGAGCCCGAGCCCCCCCACACUGAGGUACAAACAGUCCUCUGUGUACCGUAUCACCUGAUAAAUCCUAUUACCCUAGUUACAUUAGGACAGUCUGAAAUUCUCCUGUGCCUGCUUCACUGAAAUGAUCAGAUAUUU
This is a messenger RNA of Notothenia coriiceps (black rockcod), 1221 nucleotides long. RefSeq names its product RNA-binding protein 42-like. Bases 334 to 1206 code for a protein of 290 amino acids. The record is from RefSeq and is a predicted model, not a curated record. NCBI's taxonomy places the organism in Eukaryota, Metazoa, Chordata, Actinopteri, Perciformes, Nototheniidae. The transcript is spliced from 8 exons.